AUGCCCCAUUGGCAAUUCACUGAUGAAAAACCUAAAUCCACUGGUAAAAUCGAAAUCCUAAAUUCCAAAAGUGAUAUCAAACAAAUUUCUGGGAGACGUCAGUCCGAAUCGAUAUUUUUCCUGCCACCUCGUGGCUCCGGUCCUGGUGGCCCGCGGAAAAGCAAAGCCUUCAAGCACUCCGCGGUUCGCCCUCCGCUGGCUGAAACCGAGCGGGCGAAUUCCAUACAUGCCAUUCUGGACCCAAAGUCAUCUUUCGUUGCUGCAGUCUCUGCUUCCUGCUGUAACUCUCCUCCAAGUCUGUUGGCUGGAGAAAAAUUAGAGGCUCGUUGGCGCGUGGCGUUACUCAGCAUGGUGAGGAAAAACCAUAAUGUUCGCCGGGAUGCAGCGUCUGACCAGGACAAAAUAGGGCCGAUUCAAAUCCCCAACUCUGCUCACAUUUGCAAAUCCCCUAAUAAUGUGCUUAUUCGGAGCCUUAAUUUCAAUGCGAGCGGCCACGCACCCUAUCGUUCACAAUGGUGUGCACGAGCUUUCAGUGCAGCGGUCGCAGUAGGGAUAUGGGUUUCUGCGGAAUCGGUCGGUGGGCUGCCUCUGGAGACAAGUGAAGGCGGCCCUUUAUUCAGCAGCCCAAUAAACCUGACCGACGAGCUUCGACUUCCCCCUGUAGACGCGCCAGACUCUGCUUUCCUUUACGAGUCCGGUGCUGGUGCACAACCUUCUUUUGCAUUUGAAAGUAUUACGGGGAAUAGUGACUACCAGAGCGGCACUGACUUUGCAGCAGCUUCUCAGCCUUUGGUCGCUUUUGAAAGCUCCCAGGCUACUCCUCCAGGGGACUCUUCAGAGGUCAACCCUGUGGAAACUCCUGAUCCGAAUGCAGUAGUUCCGUACUUACUACCCGUGAAGCCCUUUCCCCCCCGUUUCUCUGGCUUGAGCAGCGCAUCAGGCAUUGCAUCCGAGUCUGAGGACUUUGACGAAUUAUUUCCACCUCCUGCUGAGGAGAACCCUUUGCGGUACGCCUUUUUUGGGCCCCAAAGCGAUAAUGUGCAAAUUGAGAAUUGCCAGCACUUUGACGCUUUUUUGGUAUCUCCCCUCCCAUCUUCUUUGGCCUCUCGAUUCAAGGAUUUUGUGCAAAAAGAAGCAGGACAAGAAGAUGGCACGCCAUUCCUCCAUCAUAUCCACGGCCAGGCCGCGCUGGACCCAGCCAACAGAGAGGAAAACCCGAGACUCAUUGUUGAGGGAGGCAAGGUCACUCCUCUGUGGUCGGAAAAUGCGGAUGAUAACCCCGUAUUCCGGAUGGACGAAGGGACCGCGACUUUGAUUCGGCUGGUAGCUCCCAUCAGGAGUGCUUACGACGAGAUGGCUUCCAUGCUUCUGAUGCCCAUUAUCAACGUAAAUAUGGCCUACGGUGACGGGCUGCUUCUCUCCUACAAAGUGAGCGGGAGCGAAGGAAAGCUAGUAGACCACCAGCACCAAGACGGGAUACACCGCCCGGUAGCUGAGCUUGACGUGGUUUACAAAAGUUGCUUUUCCGUUGGAGGUGACAGCAGCGAGCCUAUUACCGUUAGAGCGGAGUUACGACUAGAUGGAUGCGAACCUGUUGUUCUGACGUGGAAAGUCAUCUGUUCAAGCAGCGCGCUUUUACAGGGUAACUGCUCAAACGGUGCACACUUUUUGUGUAUUGUGCCACUUGCCACAGAGGUACCUCAGGGAUUCCACGUGGCCAUCGGCCCCCUGACGCCAACCGCCAAUGCUGGAGGUUCUCCUGCACUGCGCGAUUCAGCCGACGUUCCGUUCGACCCACGCCUCGUGGCUUCCCCCACCGUGGCAGACAUCCGUGCCAUCACGUCUAAGGAAGGAGAUAUAGUCGCAAAUGGCGAAGUCGCACAGGAGGUUUCCAGCGUGCAGUCCACAAGUGUCGCAUUCGAUCCUUCUCAAGACUUUGUCGAACUUUACGUAUGGUGUCGGGGAUGCAAGGAGGGUAAACUGGACAUGAACAUUCCAACAAUAGCGGCUGAUUUGCAAGUGAUGUUCCCUCUGCUAUACAAUUACCUUGGCACCAGUAAAGCUAAUGACAAGUCGACCGAGCGUGGUGCAAACAGUCUCGUGGCUACGCGGCAGUCUUCACAUAUAGCUCUUAGAGAGGCCCUUCCGGGAUCUGAAGAAAACGUGCGGCGGUUCGUUCUGCAGUUCCAAUGCAAGUCCGAGGGGGAAUCAAUUGUCACACUUGACUUUCCGUUUCACGCCUAUAGAGAUAUACAAGUCUUCUUCAAAAAACAGUGCGCUGCGCCAGCUGCUGCCAGUCUACGCGACCCCUCGUGCAGUUCUGGAACCCUUAGCGAAGACGGCUCAGCCUGCUGUUUGGCCUCCUGCGGUAAAUGCGGGGGCGACGGUUGCGAGGACAGGGAAGGCGGGCUGGUGGGCUGUUGCCUGACCCACAUCCACUCUUCUGCACUACCAUGUUCGGCCUCAACUGCCCCUUGCGUAAUGACUACGCAGAAAAACAAGAUGAAUCGGGAGAUUCGCAUGGCUUUGGUGCUGCCAAAGGAAGAAAUGUCGCAGCACUUCAACAUAAUUUUUGCACCUCUUUGGCUUUUUUCCAUGAGCAUCUAUUUGCUCAAGUUUUUGCUGUGGAGCCUGGUAACAGCUGCUGUAUUGGUGUACAUGUUUGCCAUCUAUUACGGAGUACACGUCCUCAAAGAACCGUUUUCAGUGGCCAUAGCACCUUCAUCAUCACAAUUCCUCAACGCGCUUUUCUUACUCGGGGGCCAUGUCGGACAUCUCUACAAAACUCGUGGCGGUAUGCUUUUCGGCGAUGACGGUUUCCACUCAUACACUCCGUUUGAAGAAAGAGCUCCUGGAAAUGCCCGAAAGCUCAGUAGCGCCAACGAUCCUUUCUACUCGAUAACUCGAUGGCGUUCUAAUGAAGAUGGACCCUCUUUCAUCCGGCUCACCUCCUUCAAUGGAAAUUUAUCAAAAGACGAAAGCGGCCAUAUGUCGGAGGGCCUUCAGCCAAUGGAAUUUUGUGAUGUUGAAGCAGGAAAACCGGAGUUCAAAAGACGGGAUGCCGCCGAAGACAAGGUUUUGUGGGAUGGAAUCCAAGAAGGGCUUCAUUCGGACUACUGGGAUGAAUAUGCAACAGGAAUGCUUGUUGGCACAGAAGAAUACAAAGGCGGGUCAAACAACCGAGGUCAGGGAGAAUACGAGGAGUUUUGCGAGCCGAAAGGCCAGAAGUUGUGA
This is a messenger RNA of Cyclospora cayetanensis, 3234 nucleotides long. RefSeq lists its product as uncharacterized. The transcript is spliced from 14 exons. Bases 1 to 3234 code for a protein of 1077 amino acids. The record is from RefSeq and is a predicted model, not a curated record. Lineage: Eukaryota; Apicomplexa; Conoidasida; Eucoccidiorida; Eimeriidae.